AUGGUCCAGAUAGAGCCUUUCGCCGUUGAGCAUUGGAUGGAUGAACACGAAACGAAAUGUAAAUACAACAUCGCCGAGACCUGCUGCGCGUCCAUCUCACUAGACCAACUGCAUGAGCUCUCCGAGGACAAAUCAGCCAGUGCAGUUCUGCCGCUAUCCAAGAAGCUCGACUACGGCGUCAUCCGGGGAUCUGAGGCGUUAAAGAACAACUUAUCUCGCCUUUACUCUUCUAGAGUGGGAACCCCACUACCGGCAGAUAACAUUUUGAUCACGAAUGGAGCUAUUGCCGCGAAUCAUCUUGUGUUCUACUCCCUCGUCGGCCCCGGAGACCAUGUGAUAUGUCACUAUCCAACCUACCAGCAGCUCUAUGAGAUCCCCAAGUCCCUUGGAGCUGAGGUUGAUCUCUGGCACGCCAGGCCGGAAAAGGACUGGACGCUGGAUAUCGAAGAGUUGAAAGCGAUGAUAAAGCCCAACACUAAGCUGAUCGUCAUUAACAACCCCAACAACCCCACCGGCGCCCUCCUCAAGAAAUCAUUCCUCCAAGAUCUCGUCGACGAAGCCUCAGAAAAGUCAAUCACUAUCCUCUCCGACGAAGUCUAUCGCCCAGUCUUCCACUCCAUAACCCCCAUGUCCCCGGACUUCCCGCCCUCGAUCCUCUCUCUCGGCUACCCGCACACCAUCGCCACCGGCUCACUCAGCAAAGCCUACUCGCUGGCCGGGAUCCGCAUUGGCUGGCUCGCCUCGCGCUCCCGCGACAUCGUAGAGAAGUGCGCGGCUGCUAGGCACUACACGACCAUCUCCGUGAGUCAGUUGGACGACGCUGUGGCAAGUUUUGCGCUAAGCCCGGGAACGGUGCAUGGGCUGCUGGGCCGCAACAUCGGGCUCGCGAGGACGAAUGUCACGCUGCUUGAGCGGUGGGUAACGAAGCAUGAUGAGGUAUGUGAGUGGGUUAAGCCGGUGGCGGGCACGACGGCUUUUGUGCGGUUUCAUAGGGAGGGGAGAGAGGUGGAUGCGGAAUCGUUGUGCAAGAGGCUGUUAGAGGAGACGGGGGUGUUGUUUGUGCCUGGAAGCUGCUUUGGGAAGGAGUUUAGGGGGUAUGCGCGCAUUGGGUAUGUGUGUGAGACGGAGGUGCUCAAGGAGGGGCUGGAGAAGGUGAGGGGGUGGUUGAGGAAGGAGUUUGAUGACAUGCCGCUGUUGGAGGGGUUGAAGAUGUCCGGUUAG
This is a messenger RNA of Coniosporium apollinis CBS 100218, 1221 nucleotides long. RefSeq lists its product as uncharacterized. Gene Ontology annotation, molecular function: pyridoxal phosphate binding; catalytic activity. The coding region runs from base 1 to 1221 and encodes 406 amino acids. The transcript has 3 exons. The record is from RefSeq and is a predicted model, not a curated record. Lineage: Eukaryota; Fungi; Ascomycota; Dothideomycetes. Gene Ontology annotation, biological process: biosynthetic process.